AUGUCAAGUCACGGGCCGACUCAGUGCCUCGUGGAUCGGUUGAAGCCACUUCUCGAGCAAUUCUCAGCCACCGCCUACUUCGCCGGCCAUGAUCACACGUUGCAACUGAUGAAAUUGUUUAGACUGACAAAUGUUCCGACAACUUGUCCAGAUGGAUGGUACUACUCACAAACGCUCAACAAUUGCUACAAAGCCGUGACUCAACCUGGUGGUUUCACCUUUGCUGAAGCUGAUGCCACGUGCAAAUCGGCUGGCGGUCAAUUGACUUCGAUCCAUUCUGCUGAGGAAGAUAGAAUUGGGCUUGGACUCGGAGCCAUGCCUGGAACAGUUACUCGGCUCCAGACACUCAUCGAUGGAUUUAGACCAAAUGGAACCUGGACAUGGAGUGAUGGAACCCCAUUUGACUACAAGAACUUUGCUAACACUGAUGAUGCAAAACAAUGUCUUCAAUUGUGGUCAACCAACUCGACAGCCAUUCAUCCGGUCAACGAAUACAAGCAAUGGGAUGAUAUUCCGUGCACUGCCAAAUUCGUAAACGCUGUGUGCAAAAUAUCUCUUGGUGGAAAUCAAGGACAAGCAUCAACCCCAGCUCCUGUCCAACCCUCAGCCCCUCCAGCUCCAACUUGCCCACCUACCUGGUAUUAUGCUCAAAAUCUUGGCAAUUGCUACAAGAGCUCUCGGCUGCACCUGGAACAGUUACUCGAGGCCAGACACUCAUCGGUGGGCAAAGGCCAAACGGAGCCUGGACAUGGAGUGAUGGAACCCCAUUUGACUACAAGAACUUUGCUAACAUUGAUGAUGCAAAACAAUUUGUGGUCAACCAACUCAACAGCCAUUCAUCCGGUCAACGAAUACAAGCAAUGGGAUGAUAUUCCGUGUACUGGCAAAUGCGUAAACGCUGUGUGCAAGAUUGUUCAAGAACCAACAACUCCACCUCCUCCACAACCUACAAAAGCACCAUAUUGCUCGGCGGGCUGGAGUGGGCCGGCUUUCGAUAGUUGCUACAAGGUGAUCACUCAAACUGGAGGCUUUACAUUUGAUCAAGGAGACCAAAAGUGUAAAGAAUUGGGCGGGCAACUUGCUUCAAUCCACUCAGCUGCCGAGGACAAGUACAUGAUGGAACUCUCCAAUCAAGGCAAACCAAUUGGUGACAUUCAGACGUUGAUCGGCGGACAAAGGACUGGACCAAAUGCAGGAGACUGGAAAUGGAGUGACAAUACCCCGUGGGAUUACACAAACUGGAGUGCC
Messenger RNA from Mesorhabditis belari, 1248 nucleotides. Lineage: Eukaryota; Metazoa; Nematoda; Chromadorea; Rhabditida; Rhabditidae. The record is from the annotation of a GenBank genome assembly.